AUGUCUCCGAAUCUUCCAAACGGCUCCUGCUUUGGUCGGUCCGGAUCGCUCCUUAACUCUAAUCAACGGACACGAUAUCGCGUCUUCGCUCGUCACAGCAAGCGACCCGACGUCGGCAAGUCCCCCCCUCCCCCCUCGUGCGCCAUCCUCCCCGAAACCGCAGCGGAAGCCGCCACCGCCGCCUCGACACUAGACGGCGACUCCCCGCGCGCAGCGGCCGUUGCGCGCGCUGUCGCCACUGCCGUCGAAACCGCUGACCGCGCCGCGCUUCCCAGCGGCGCAGAGCUAGCGGCGCAGCUUCAGGAGCACCCGGCGCAACAGGCGCAGCCGCCUCCGCUGAUGAAAGUUCCCCCCGAGUCCCUGACGUACCCGUCGGGGUUCUUGGGGGGUUUCGGGGAUAACAACCCUUUGCCAGUGGAUUCCAAGGGACACGUGGCGGCUGACGUGGCCGUAGAUAAGGACGCGUAUCUGAGGCAGAUCCUGAGAUCUCGGGUGUAUGACGUGGCGAUCGAGAGCGCGCUGGAGUUCGCACCAAAGCUGAGCGAGAGGAUCGGCAACCGGGUGUUUUUGAAGCGGGAAGACACGCAGCCGGUGUUUUCGUUCAAGCUGCGAGGGGCCUACAACAUGAUGGCGCACCUCUCGCAACGGCAGCUCGCCAAGGGCGUCAUCUGCUCGUCCGCAGGCAACCACGCGCAGGGAGUGGCGCUCUCUGCUUCCAGACUGCACUGCAGUGCCAUUAUAGCGAUGCCAGUGACGACCCCAGAGAUCAAGUGGCGCGCAGUGCAGCGGCUAGGGGCGGAGGUGGUGCUGGUGGGGGACUCAUACGAUGAGACUCAGGCGUACGCCAAGAAACGGGCAGAGGAGGAGGGCCGCGUGUUCAUCCCCCCGUUCGACCAUGAGUUGGUGAUAGCGGGGCAGGGCACAGUGGGCAUGGAGAUUCUCCGCCAGUGGAGUACCUCAAUGCUGUCGCAGUCAGCACUAGCAGCAGCAGGGGAGGGCGAGGGGCUGUGCCACAUGGACCCCUCGAGUCUGCACGCGGUGUUUGUGCCGGUGGGGGGUGGUGGGCUUAUUGCUGGCAUCGCUGCUUACAUCAAGGCGCUUCAGCCAGAGGUGCGAGUGAUUGGGGUGGAGCCUGCUGAUGCCAACGCCAUGGCACUCUCUCUCUACCACGGCCGCCGAGUGGAGCUCUCAUCGUGUGGCACCUUUGCCGAUGGCGUUGCAGUGCGAACAGUGGGGGAGGAAACCUUCCGCCUUUCCCAGCAACUCGUGGACGGCAUAGUCCUCGUUUCGCGAGACGAGAUCUGCGCCGCCAUCAAAGACAUGUUUGAGGACACGCGCAGCAUCCUGGAGCCUGCAGGGGCGCUGGCGCUGGCGGGGGCGAAGGCGUAUUGCCGGCAGUACGGGCUCAAGGGCGAGGGCGUGGUGGCCGUGGCCAGCGGCGCCAACAUGAACUUUGACCGGCUGAGGCUGGUUUCGGAGUUAGCAGACUUGGGCGCGAGGAGGGAGGCGGUCCUAGCAACGACGCUGCCUGAAAUCCCAGGCGCUUUCAAGCAGUUUGCAAAAUUGGUGGGACCUGGCAUGAACAUCACGGAGUUCAAGUAUCGCUUCUGCUCCACUGAUGCUGCUCACGUGCUCUACAGGUGCGAGCAUGGUGCCCACGGUACAAUGUGGUUGGGUGUGCUGGGGUGCACUGGGGUGUGCUGGGGUGCACUGGGGUGUGCUGGGGUGCACUGGGGUGUGCUGGGGUGCACUGGGGUGUGCUGGGGUGCACUGGGGUGUGCUGGGGUGCACUGGGGUGUGCUGGGGUGCACUGGGGUGUGCUGGGGUGCACUGGGGUGUGCUGGGGUGCACUGGGGUGUGCUGGGGUGCACUGGGGUGUGCUGGGGUGCACUGCGGUGUGCUGGGGUGCACUGGGGGGUGCACUGGGGUGUGCUGGGGUGCACUGGGGUGUGCUGGGGUACACUGGGGUGUCCUGGGGUGCACUGGGGUGUGCUGGGGUGCACUGGGGUGUGCUGGGGUGCACUGGGGUGUGCUGGGGUGCACUGGGGUGUGCUGGGGUGCACUGGGGUGUGCUGGGGUGCACUGGGGUGUGCUGGGGUGCACUGGGGUGUGCUGGGGUGCACUGGGGUGUGCUGGGGUGCACUGGGGUGUGCUGGGGUGCACUGGGGUGCGCUGGGGUGCACUGGGGUGCACUGGGGUGCUCUGGGGUGUGCUGGGGUGCACUGGGGUGUGCUGGGUGUGGGCGUGCACACGGACGAGGACCUGCAGGCUAUGAUCACCCGCCUAGAGGCAGGCAGCAUGCCGACAGUGGACAUGACAGACAACGAUCUGGCCAAGGACCAUCUGCGCCACCUCGUGGGCGGACGCUCUGUGGGCGUGCACACAGAGGAAGACCUAGAAGCAAUGAUACUUCGUCUGGAGGAUGGCAGCAUGCCAACCGUUGACAUGACAGACAACGAUCUGGCCAAGGACCAUCUGCGCCACCUCGUGGGCGGGCGCUCGUCCCUCCCUCUUUCCCCAACGAGGUCCUCUCUUUCCUCUCUUUCCUCUCUUUCCUCUCUUUCCCCAACUAGCGUGGGCGUGCACACAGACGAGGACCUGCAGGCUAUGAUCGGCCGAUUGGAGGGAGGGGACAUGCCGACAGUGGACAUGACAGACAACGAUCUCGCCAAGGACCAUCUGCGCUCUCCCCCUCCCCACCCCCCUUCUGCUUUCUUCCCCCUUGCAGUGAUCACCCGCCUCGACACGGGAGAUAUGCCGACAGUGGACAUGACGGACAACGAUCUUGCCAAGGACCAUCUGCGCCACCUCGUGGGCGGGCGCUCGUCCCUUCCUGCCUCUCAGAAGCAGUCACCUCGCUCCAUCAUCCAUUGCUGCCUCCCCCCUCUCAAGUGCUGCUUCCUCUCGUUCUCUCCCCCUAAUCCCCCUUGCAGCGUUGGAGUGCACACAGAGGAGGACCUAGUGGCCAUGAUCACCCGCCUCGAAGCAGGGGACAUGCCGACAGAAGACCUAGAAGCCAUGAUCACACGGCUAGAAGGGGGGGACAUGCCAACAGUGGACAUGACAGACAACGACCUCGCCAAGGACCAUCUGCGCCACCUCGUGGGGGGGCGCUCGUCCCUCCCCAAUGAGAUUCUCUUCCGCUUCGUCUUCCCGGAGCGGCCCGGCGCGCUCGUCAAGUUCCUGGACCAGAUCAGCCCGCGAUGGAACAUCACUCUGUUCCACUACCGCCGCACCGGGGAGAUGAUUGCACAUGUGCUGGUGGGGUUGCAGGGGGAGAUGAUCGCGCACGUGCUGGUGGGGUUGCAGGGGGAGAUGAUCGCACAUGUGCUGGUGGGGUUGCAGGUGAUGCCUCACGAGGAGGCGGAGUUCAGAGCGGUGGCGGACGCGCUAGGAUACGAGUACAGUGAUGAGCGCAACAACAAAGCACUGCGCAUCUUCAUGCAAUAG
Closterium sp. Naga37s-1 is the source of this 3450-nucleotide messenger RNA. The record is from the annotation of a GenBank genome assembly. Lineage: Eukaryota; Viridiplantae; Streptophyta; Zygnematophyceae; Desmidiales; Closteriaceae.